UGCAGAGCUGACAUCUACCCUGACCAACACCUCUUCACACAAGGAUAGACUGAGACCUCAGAAACUCUCCAGGAAACAGACUGAGACAGAGGAACAACAGCACAGCCGGUCCAGAGAUGAGUGACUCUACAUCUGAACUGCGGCAGAAGUACAACCAGGAGGGCUUCCUCUCUGCCUUACCAGUCUUGGACGAGACAGAGGUCAGGGAGGCCAGACAAGCCUUCAGCCACCUGGAGAGAGAGUUUGGGGAGGACUACACCCAGUACAGCCUCCACAACGUUCACCUGCAGUACCCCUGGGUGAUGGCCCUGGCCAAACACCCCCGUGUCUUGCAGGUGGUACAGGCCAUCCUGGGGUCUGAUGUCAUCCUGCUCGACUCACGCUUCAUCUGCAAGUACCCAACAACCCCAUCAGGAAACAAUGUGAUCUCUCCGACUAGCAAGGAGGAUGUGAGGUCAUCAGAGAAGGAUCAAUGCAAUGACACUGUACUGCCCUUUGUGGCCUGGCACCAGGAUAUGAGAUACUGGGGCAUAGCUGGAGGUCCAGUCCUGUCAGUCUGGCUGGCACUGGACGACUCAGUGGCUGACAACGGCGCCCUGCAGGUCAUCCCAGGGAGUCACUGCUCUGGCAUGCUGCCUCACCGCCCUGCAUCCCGUCUUGGCAACAUGCUGACAGUCAACCAGGAGAUCCCUGGGGAGCUGGUUCAGACUGAACAAGCUCUACUCUGCCCCCUGCUGGCUGGGCAGAUGUCUAUCCAUGAUGGACUUCUGGUUCAUGGCAGUGACCCCAACACAUCAAGUAGAAGACGUUGUGGCUUUGUUGUCCGAUACAUCCCUACCUGUGCUUAUCCAAUACAGGAUCCAGACCGUCCCAGACGUUUCCAUGCUACAGUGAUGGCCAGUGGAACAGACAAGUUCGGACAUUUCUCCAGCAGCUCUUAGCUAAGAAGAUCGUCACAGGUGUUGACGAUAUCCACAGUGAUGACAUUACUGUAUCAGUGCAAUUCUCUGCUUUUUAAAAGUUUAUUGGGCUCAAUAUGACUUAUGUAUAUUAAUAUACCGUUUUUCUCUUGUUCCUGUUUGGAGAUUGAUAUAUGUGCCAGGGUUUUACAGCUAAAUAUAAAGCAGACAAGAGCCUGAAUCUCCUAUGUCUCCUAUAUCUGUAGCAUGAACACAAUGGCAAGCCAGGAAAUAUAUUAUACCAUAUUCUUAAUAAUAUACAAAAAAUAUUAGUUUAUCAUUUUGCAUUUAAGUGGGCAACAGAAUUAAAACGUGUGUCCCAAAAUGUGUCUUAUUGUGAUUCUCAUGUUGAAUA
Molecule: messenger RNA, 1314 nt
Organism: Esox lucius (northern pike)
Lineage: Eukaryota; Metazoa; Chordata; Actinopteri; Esociformes; Esocidae
Exons: 7
Coding region: 117-941 (274 amino acids)
Source: RefSeq, a predicted model, not a curated record